GGCGAGGAGCCGAGCGGCGGUCGGUCGGCGAAACGCGCGUUAGGGGCCGAGGGCGCCUGCCGCUUCCCCGCCGCCGCUCCGGAGCCCGCGGAUUGCUGCCGAGCCCGGGUAUUUCGCUGCCUGUUGCAAGCCCCCUCCACCCCUCCCCGCCGCUCCCUGCGCCGCCGCCGCCCCCUGUUUACUUUCCCGGCGCCGCGCGGGGCGGCGUCGCCCCCGUCCCCGGGGGUGAGGUCGCUAUCACAACUCCGGCCACCCCUCCUCCUUCCUCCGCCGCCUGGGAGAAGCGCUGCAGCAGCUGCAGCUUCGCCCCUGGCCCCCGGCGGGAGGAGUUUCCUGCUCGCAAACUCCGGCAGCCGCCGCCGCGGGGGGAGCGCCGGGGAGGGAGCAGCUCCCACCCGAGGCGGCCGGAUCCCGCCGCCUCCUCCCGCCGUGCCAGGGUGAUGGCUCUGAGGUAAAAGGGAGGAGGGGUGAGGCAAGCCAUGUUUAAAACAAACUACACCCUUCUCCUCGCCUCCCGCCGCAGACCCUCUCCAGAGGGUGCUGAAGGCAAGGAUGCAGCAAAAGUAACUAAACAAGAGCCCACAAGACGAUCAGCAAGAUUGUCAGCUAAACCUGCUCCACCAAAACCUGAACCCAAACCAAGGAAAACCACGAAGGAACCUGGAGCAAAGGCCAACAAAGGUGCUAAAGGGAAGAAGGAUGAAAAACAAGAAGCUGCAAAGGAAGGCUCAGAAAACUGAAUCUGUAGGUGACAAGAAUGAAUGAAAUAUCAUGAAAAUUUUGGGUUGAUUUUAUGUACCUCUUGGGCAACUUUUAAAAGAUAUUUUUAUCAAGUAUUUUGUAAAUGCUAAUUUUUUUAGGACUAUGAUAGUUGACAUAUUAAACUGUAUAUGAACAUUUCCCUUCUCAUAACAGUGCUUUUAGAAAUUCCCAUUGUUGCCAAGUAAUAUAAAUAUGAACUUAAUAUUGCAAGGUAUGUGUAAAAUUGGAUCAGCAUUCCAUACACUUGCUUUAAGAAAUUAAGUCUUGUGCAUAUGGUGAUGUUUUUACUGUGCGUAUUUGAAUUUUUCAUGCAGUUUUUCUAGAGCAAUAAUCAGUGGUGCUUUUGUACUUAGGGUUUAUGUGAUUUUAAUGAAACAUGGAUAGAUGUGGCCACCUGCUGACUAUUUUGGGUUCUUUUAAUGGAUUAAAAUAAAAGGUCUCCUUGCCUGCAAAACUACAGCCUCCUAAUAUUUUCUCUAAAUCUGAGGAAUGCUUUACUCGUAUUUUCAACUGUUACAAGGAAGACUAAAUGAUUUGCAUGCAGUCUCUUUGCUUUUCUGUUGGUGUCUGAUUAAAAAUACCCAUACAGGAGUAGCAGGCUGGGAUUUUCAGUGGUCCACAACUUAAGGGACUUAGAAAUACAUUCUUCAGAUAGACUCUCACGGGGUGAGUAGAGUUGCCAUACUCUAUCAGGAUCUUGCGUCUGUAAUCAGCUAUCAGUAUGGAAUUAAUUGCUUGAUUGGUAGAGACAUGCAGUAACCAUUAAAAGCAGCUUUGUUUUUUUCCCCCAUUCCUUUUUCUUUGACUAGAGAAGACUUGCAUUGUACUCCGUGGAAAGCUUGCUUUCUAUCUGCAGCCUCAAAUUUAAUAUAAAUAGUAAUUGCUGUUCUGCUUCAGCUGAGGACAGUUGUUAAUACAAUGAAAUAGCUGUUAAACAGCGCUAUAUAUUUGGUACCUGGUAGAAAUGGAACAAUGAAAGUUAUUUUUGAGGUAAUUGUGAUAUGGUGGAUUAGCUAAUGUUUUUUCUUUUUUAUUCCUUUUUUUUUUUUUUAAACAUCCAUGUUUCAACUCUACAGCUCAUUCUAAGCACCUUUUAUAAUUUUUCUCCUUCUCUUUUCUCUAGGGGCCCUGGUAUUUCUAUUGUUACUUCUGGGAUGGGAGGGAUGAGAGAAAAGAUGUUCCCUGUUCUUCAGUAACAUUGAUUUGUAUUACUCAAGUGGUGGCCAUUAUGGCUGAGGGUAUCUUUUGCUUGUUGAAGUCAAUUAAUAAAUGACUGUUGCCUGA
Molecule: messenger RNA, 2046 nt
Organism: Columba livia (rock pigeon)
Lineage: Eukaryota; Metazoa; Chordata; Aves; Columbiformes; Columbidae
Gene: HMGN3
Product: high mobility group nucleosomal binding domain 3
Exons: 6
Coding region: 480-740 (86 amino acids)
Biological process (GO): chromatin organization
Cellular component (GO): nucleus; chromatin
Molecular function (GO): nucleosomal DNA binding
Source: RefSeq, a predicted model, not a curated record